UGAAUAGUUUGUGUGAAAUCAUGACGCGUCAUACUCCCAAAAUCAGUUCCUAAACUAUCUAUGACAUCAGCGUGUGCUGAGAGGACUUUGUCACCCUGGUAUUAAUACAGUACAUGUUUGGAGUAAUGUUUCAUGCCAACAGGAACAGAAGCACAUGCUGGCUGUAAAGGGAGUUCCACGAGUUCCUCAAGUGCUUGCUGAAAUAUGAGUCACAUGUUACCUCAGAGUGACAGAGUCAUUUUCGAGAACUGGACAACAGUUUGCUCAAACUACGGUCACAUCGAGGGAAUCACUGCGUGAAUGAACAUAGACAUAUUUGACUCCUUACCUUAUUUGUAGGAUUGUGGAUCAGCUGCACUGUAUAAGAAGACAACAAGAGCAAGAGCAAGAGCACGCAUCCAUUUAGAACAGACAGCUACAGCGAGAACUGUUGGACGACACACAUUCCAAGUAGGAUCUUGUCUACUCUAUUGCAAAAUCUUUAAACUGCGUGCGUUGACCUUAGAUUGUUCAGUAGCUUUAAACACAAUGGGUCUGCAUGGCUCUAAAUUUCCUCCAGAAGCUCGGAUUUUAAUGCUGGGCCUCGACGGAUCUGGAAAGUCCACCCUGCUCUACAAGCUGAAAUACAACGUGGCCGUCGUGACCGUUCCCACUGUUGGAUUCAACGUGGAGAUGCUGGAGACCAAAGACAAGGGCUUUGUGCUGACCGUGUGGGAUGUCGGGGGCCAGCAUAUGAUGAGGGUGCACUGGGAGCAUUACUACGAGGACACAGCCGGCCUGGUGUUUGUGGUGGACAGCAAGGACAGGACGCGGAUGGCCGAGGCAAAGCAGGAACUAGAGAAGAUCCUGGGGAAUAAGAGUCUGAAAGGACUUCCGUUGAUUGUGCUAGCUAACAAGCAAGACUUGCCAGGAGCCGCGAGCGCCGGAGAUGUGGCAGAGAUCUUGAACUUGAAGGAGAUUUGUGGCAACAGACACUGGUUUCUUCAGUCAUGUUCUGCCAAGACCGGUGCCGGUUUGGAGGAGUGCUUCAGGAUGAUGGUUCACUUUCUUAAGACUGCAGGAGCAGAAGGAGAGGAAUAUUUACACGGUGGAAGGAAAACAUUUAAAGCGAAGACACAACAGGAUUACUGGUAAAUUGAAUUACUGUUAAAAUCAACGGACAAAAGUUACAGUAACAUGCCAGGAAUAUGCCUUCACAGCAUAACAGAGACACAACAUUUCUCCUUUAAUUUCUUACCUCUCUGUAAAUAUGGAAAGAAAUUACAGCUUCUUUGCACUUUGUUCUGCACUUUAUUUUUCCAAUAACUGAUUAUUACAAUUUACAAAAUGACGCUCCUACAUUCUUACUUGUAAAAAUUUUGUAAUGUUUUUAUUCUCUUCGCUAUUCCAUUCAUAGGUUCUGUUUGGAAAUGAAAUUUUUUCUAUAAAUGUUUUGGGUUUUUUAAAAUCUAUUUAUUUGUACAUUUUUAAACACCGGUAUUGUUAGUGUUUCUUUAGUAAUUAUCUUUGUAUACAUUCUGUAUCUACAUGUUAAAUAUAAAUAAAUAAGUCAACUGAAUUGGAAAUUAAUUGGAACAAAAAAAAAAACAUGUAUAUAAGUAAAUACGCUAAACAUUAAAUAACAAAAUAAUAAAUAUAUUUAUGAAGUUUAUGUCAAUUUCAUAGCCCAAACCAAGAUAGAAUCCUUUGUGGUUGGAGCCCACAGUCUUGUACAAUGAUAUAAUUAUAGAUAUAAUAAUUUAUUUAUCUUCAGUAACCUCCUUGGUUCACAAUGAAUCCAGAGAACAUCAAGAGAAAGGUGGGAAUACAACCAAGAUAAGAUGUCUAUCACAUGGCACCAUGCACACACACACACACACACACACACACACACACACACACACACACACACACACACACACACACACACACACACACACACACACUCCUCUACAUCUAUAAUCUUUGUAUAAAAGGAAGAAAAGCUUUAAACUCAUGUGUUGCUGGAAAAUAUUAAGCUGUGGCUUUGUACCAUUGAGCCGCAUCAUACCACCCAGUCCUUUAACAGCACGUUUAUCAUGUUUUACUGCUUAUGUAAUACAUAAUCAUUGUUCGAUUACUUGAUCAUGUGAUAAACAGCGCUGUGGAGGGAGUAGAUUCUUUAUUCAGCAGGCAUGUUACACCAUAAUGAUCCCAGCACUCAGGAUCGAGAACGCAGCCGUAUUUAUUUACACUUGACCUUGACUUAAUCAAUAGAUGCUUACACUGAUGGGCCUUCGAGCAAGACUCUUAACCCUCAUCUGCAUGCGUCAUCACAAUUAUGAGCAUCUUUGGGUAAAGAACAUCUGCCAGCGGAAGAAUUAUAAAUCUGAAACAAGAACGUUAGCUACCUGGAGCCAAGACUGAGAAAACUGGCCAGAAAAUCAUACAAAAUACCUUUUCCAUGUGUUUUAAAUUAGCAUUUUGAUUUAGAUAUCAAUUAUGAAAAACUUUCAAGCACUAGAAAUGAAAAAGAAUUAUCAUUUUUCAUUUAUAACUGCCACUCAAAAGAUAACCUCGUGCAUUUAAGACACUCAUAUAUGUACAUAUUUCGUAAAAUAGCACCUAAUGUUUUUUUUAAGGGACGAGGCUUUUGGAAAAUCACAUUAUUUCUGAUAUGAAGAUUUAUUAAAGCUUUUUCUCUUUUUUUUUCUUUUGUAGGUUGUUUUAAAUACAGUGACACUGAACAUGAUGAUAUGACAUCAUACUAUGUGAUCAGAUAACAUGUGUAGGUGUAUUUCAACAUUUUCUGCUCUUACAUUUGUGUGAAUAAUCAUGUGUGAGCUCAUGUUAUACCUUAUUAUAUGGGGUCUAAAAGCCAUAUGAUUAUUUGCAUGUGAAAAGCAUCUGAUUUGCAAUGCAGUUAUAAUAAAUACUAAUACACUGAUAGAUAGAAUUCAUAUCUCUAUUCUUGUUUACAUCCAAUUGCUUUUUUUUGGGUAAAUCUUUGUGUUUAUACACAUUAUUAUUCUUACUAUUAUUCAUUUUAUAAACUUUGUUAUCUAUAUUUAUGCUUCUCUAUUAUUAUUAUUAUGCACCAACACACCAAGACAAAUCCCUGUAGACCCUACAUUACCUGGCAAUAAACCAGAUUCUGAUUCUGA
Molecule: messenger RNA, 3122 nt
Organism: Tachysurus fulvidraco (yellow catfish)
Lineage: Eukaryota; Metazoa; Chordata; Actinopteri; Siluriformes; Bagridae
Product: ADP-ribosylation factor-like protein 14
Exons: 1
Coding region: 529-1134 (201 amino acids)
Biological process (GO): vesicle-mediated transport; intracellular protein transport
Cellular component (GO): cytoplasm
Molecular function (GO): GTP binding; GTPase activity
Source: RefSeq, a predicted model, not a curated record